Molecule: messenger RNA, 339 nt
Organism: Penicillium chermesinum
Lineage: Eukaryota; Fungi; Ascomycota; Eurotiomycetes; Eurotiales; Aspergillaceae
Exons: 3
Coding region: 1-339 (112 amino acids)
Source: RefSeq, a predicted model, not a curated record
AUGGCAGCCUUUCCUGUCUCAUCAAUAAGAAAUUUCUUUGGCGAUGGCGGAAGCCACCGCCUCUUAAAAGUGGUAGUCUGGACUUGUCUACGAACAGGAUAUUACAAGACCGCAUCGGAGCAACUUCUGGCGCCCUCCUGGGUCCCUGCCAAGCAAAGACUCGUCAGCUGGUGGUCGCUUGCGAUCGCCCAGCUUCGACAAUUCCUGCGCAAUGGAGGGCUGAAGCAGAUUGUGCACAUCACCAGUUUUGCGGUCCAGAAUGAGGCUUUUGCGGCGACUAUUCACGUUGCCAUGACGCAGUCGAUUAACGGGCUAGACCCACUCUCUCGCCAAGCUUGA